CGACGCACACGGUAGCGCAGUAGUUCCGGAUUACCCUCCAAGCGCGCCGCCGACCCGCGUAGUCCUGCGACCGCGUCAACCGUUCGCGCCGACGGAUAACGACGAGAGAUAUUUCGCGCGAUUUCGACUUCCGUUCACCGUUCGAAUAAAAAAUUCCUGCGCGGAUUAUAAAUUUUGUUGUUGUUAUAAUAUUAUAAAUAUUGGUUUAUUUUUUCGAAUUUAUAUUUUCAUCGAUUUUGGUGGUAUUCCGUCGGGGCAGUGAACGUCAGUUAACACGCUGUCGUGAAUACAUCUUGUGCAGUGUCCGAGUGCGAUUCGGUGUUUUUUUUUUUGGCGUUACGUGAUUAUCGAAUCCGGUUGUGUGUGUGCGUAUUUUUUUAAUUUCGAUUUCAUAGCCGUGUCGAUUUUACUUAUUUUUUCAAAAAAGUUUUCCGCAAAUGGUUUAACUAUAAUAUUAUACUCGACGGUUUUUCCAUUGGACCGAACGGCUGAAGCUACCACCGCUGUCGCCGGUACCAUCCCGUCAGGCGAGAACCUAGUCGCAGUUAAUUAUAGAUAUUCAAUCAAUUAAGAAAUACAGAUAAUAGUACGCAAUUCAUAAAGUCAGAAGAAAAAAAAGUUAUACAAUGCAUAUCAGAAUUUGGCGUUGUACCUAGACCGAUUUGGUCGUGACACUGAAAUCUGCAGUGAUAUCAACUUUCCGAAAAMAUUGUCACAAAAACAUUCGGCUGGUGUACCACCUUCAGCGAUUAUAACCACGGUAUUAUAGGAUCGUAUACCACUGUGUACCGCAUACCGUCCGGUAUGUCAGCGGACGGCCACGGUAACGUCCUGAACCGWACGUGAUCGACACGAUUGUUCGCCGGUAUGGUUAAACGGCCGGUGACCGAGUACAAUACUCCGGUUACUUCUCAGACGCCUAUUAUACCGCAACAGCGGUCAUGGAACAUGGUAACGACAUGUUCAACCACACCCCCACGUCCAUCGUCACGACACUCGAUCCCAGGGACUCACUCUACCGGUUAAGUGUCAUGGAUAACGGCACCGAUCCCACGGUCCAACAGGUGACCGGCGAAAUGAUGGACUGGUCCGAUUACGUUUCGGUGGCGCUGAAAACGUCGAUCAUGGCCAUCAUUAUACUGACAUCGAUCGGAGGCAACCUGCUGGUGAUCGUAUCCGUCGCUCGACAUCCUCGGCUUCGGGUGAUCACCAACUACUUCGUCGUGUCACUGGCGUUCGCCGACAUGCUGGUGGCCAUGGUGGCGAUGACGUUCAACGCCAGCAAGCUGAUCAGCGGCAAGUGGCUUUUCGGUUACUUCAUGUGCGACGUGUGGAACUCGAGUGACGUGUACUUCUCCACGGCUUCCAUACUGCACUUGUGCUGCAUCAGCGUGGACCGGUACUACGCCAUCGUCAAGCCGCUCAAGUAUCCGGUGCUGGUCACCAAGCGGCUGGUGGCGUUCCUGCUGCUCGUCACGUGGGUGGCGCCGGGUAUCAUCGCGUUCGUGCCAAUCUUCUACGGCUGGUACACCACCGACGAGUAUCUGGCUUACCGGAUGGCGCAUCCGGAUGACUGCGAUUGGGUCGUGAACAAGGUGUACGUGAUCGUGUCGUCGUCCAUAUCAUUUUGGAUACCCUGCACGAUCAUGCUGUUCACGUACCAYGCGAUAUUCAAAGAGGCGAACCGGCAGGAGAAGCAGAUACACGCGAGGAUCAGUUGCGGACAGCAGAUCAACUACAACCGGGAGCUGGCCGAGAAUCAGCUGCGAUCGAACGGUACUGCCAACGGGUCUUCGUCCAGGACCACGCUGGCGCCAAACGAUCACCACUCGACCCCUUCCCGGGACAACAGGAACAUCAUCAAGAUGAAGCGGGAGCACAAAGCGGCCAGGACGUUGGGCAUCAUCAUGGGAACGUUUAUCGUCUGCUGGCUGCCCUUCUUCCUGUGGUACGUCAUCACGACGCUGUGUGGUGAGGCGUGCAACAUUUCGUCGUCGGUAGUGGCCGUGCUCUUUUGGAUCGGUUACUUCAACUCGACGCUGAACCCGCUUAUCUACGCGUACUUCAACCGGGACUUCCGGGAAGCUUUCAAGAACACGCUGCAGUGCGCGUUCUGCAACCUGUGCAGGAGCCCACCGUCAGACUUGGAGGCGCUGGACGCACGGAGGCCGUCGCUCCGGUACGAUGACCGCACUCGCAGCGUGUACUCCGAAACAUACCUGAACCACUGUGACAGGCGCCGGUCCAGUCAAUUCGGCAGCAGCUUAUGAUCCACCGCGCCGCCAAGAUCCCGGCCCCGAAUUUAGAGCUUUUUUCGCACAUCCUUCGCCGCCGCCACU
Messenger RNA from Diuraphis noxia (Russian wheat aphid), 2339 nucleotides. RefSeq names its product octopamine receptor beta-2R-like. Gene Ontology annotation, molecular function: octopamine receptor activity. The record is from RefSeq and is a predicted model, not a curated record. Lineage: Eukaryota; Metazoa; Arthropoda; Insecta; Hemiptera; Aphididae. Gene Ontology annotation, biological process: adenylate cyclase-activating adrenergic receptor signaling pathway; positive regulation of MAPK cascade. Gene Ontology annotation, cellular component: plasma membrane.